CAAACCUAGCCCAGCUCUCCAGUGAGUAAGAUGCUGGUGUUAGAGCCUCGGGAGGCACAGCUGCAAAUAGGUGUACACACCCUUGCUAUUGAGCCUCACUGAUUUAUAUUUAUCCAGGCAGGGGAACAAAGUCCAGUUAUUCUGGGAGCGAGAGCUACACAGCACAAUGGCUCAACUGGCUCACAGCGUCCUGGUGACAGGCUCCAACCGGGGAAUUGGACUAGAAAUGGUGAAGCAGCUUGUGGAGAUGACAGAUCCUCCAGAGCACAUCUUUGCAACUUGCCGGGAUCCCACCGGACCCAAAGGAAAGGUCCUGCGUGAUUUGGCAGAUAAACACUCCAGGAUUCAUGUGAUUCAGUUGGAAGUGGAAGACCAGUCCAGUGUGAAGGCUUCCGUGGCACUGGUGGAGUCCCAUCUAAAUGGCAAAGGCCUCAAUUUGCUCAUCAACAAUGCUGGAGUAAACUCUUAUGCCUCCCUGGAAACUGUGCAACCAGAAGAAAUGCUGUCUGCGUUCAACACCAAUGUAGUAGGUCCCAUUCUUGUGGUGAAGGAAUUCCUGCCCCUACUGAAGAAGGCAGCAAAAGCAACGUCGACGGAGGAAAUGAGCUGCAGGAAGGCAGCCAUCAUCAAUAUAUCCUCCAAACUGGCCUCUAUUGGAAGGGGAUUUGAGGUUAUGUUGAACCCAAUGUUGCCGUACCGUGCAAGCAAGGUUGCAUUGAAUAUGGUGACUGUAUCCAUGGCGCUGGAAUUGAAAGGAGAUGGGAUCUUGUGCACAAUAAUCCAUCCUGGGUGGGUGAAAACAGACAUGGGAACCGAAAAGGCACCUUUGUCCGUGGAGCACAGUGCGCAGGGCAUCCUCCAAGUCCUUGCUAAUUUAUCCUCAUCAGAAACAGGAGCUUUUCUGGACUGGGAAGGAAGGCGCCUCCCUUGGUGAGGGAAUUCUGGUCAGAGAUCCAAGGCUGGCCACAUCUCCUCUAGCUCUCAGUAGCCCCUGCACACCAGCUCUACAGAACAUGAUUUUGGUCCUCAAAACCUUACAAAAAAUUCGAACGAUCACAUUUAAAUUCAAUGAGGGUUAACAUUGCCUGGGUACAGUUUGCUCAAAGUCUUUCCUAAAGUCACUCAUACAUUUUAGUACAUAUUUGAUUUUUUUCUUUGAACUGAAAAUGGCUUCCAGAAAAAGCUGUUUAGCUUCAAUGAAUAAACUCAUGCUCAAAAGUAAAA
Sphaerodactylus townsendi is the source of this 1224-nucleotide messenger RNA. Its product is annotated as C-factor-like. Lineage: Eukaryota; Metazoa; Chordata; Lepidosauria; Squamata; Sphaerodactylidae. The record is from RefSeq and is a predicted model, not a curated record. The transcript has 6 exons. Bases 167 to 934 code for a protein of 255 amino acids.